Nyctereutes procyonoides (raccoon dog) is the source of this 1833-nucleotide messenger RNA. RefSeq names its product basic proline-rich protein-like. The transcript has a single exon. Lineage: Eukaryota; Metazoa; Chordata; Mammalia; Carnivora; Canidae. Bases 1 to 1833 code for a protein of 610 amino acids. The record is from RefSeq and is a predicted model, not a curated record.
AUGAGAUCUGAAAAUAAAUCCCGCCCCGUCCUCCCGCCGCGUCCUCCCGUCCCGUCCUCCCGCCGCAUCCUCCCGUCCCAUCCUCCCGCCCCGUCCCCCUGCCUCGUCCUCCCGCCCCGUCCUCCCGCCGCGUCCUCCCGUCCCGUCCUCCCGCCGCGUCCUCCCGUCCCGUCCUCCCGCCCGUCCCCUGCCUCGUCCUCCCGCCCCGUCCCCCUGCCUCGUCCUCCCGCCCCGUCCUCCCGCCGCGUCCUCCCGUCCCGUCCUCCCGCCGCGUCUCCCGCCCCGUCCUCCCGCGCCGUCCUCCCGCCCCGUCCUCCCGCCGCGUCCUCCCGUCCCGUCCUCCCGCCGCGUCCUCCCGCCCCGUCCUCCCGCCCGUCCUCCCGCGCGUCCUCCCGCCCCGUCCUCCCGCCCCGUCCUCCGCCCCGUCCUCCCGUCCCGUCCUCCCGCUCGGUCCUCCCGCCCCGUCCUCCCGCCCCGUCCUCCCGCCCCGUCCUCCCGCCCGUCCUCCCGCCCCGUCCCCCGCCUCGUCCUCCCCCCGUCCUCCGCCGCGUCCUCCCGCCCCGUCCUCCCGCCGCGUCCUCCCGUCCCGUCCUCCCGCCGCGUCCUCCCGUCCCGUCCUCCCGCCCCGUCCCCUGCCUCGUCCUCCCGCCCCGUCCUCCCGCCGCGUCCUCCCGUCCCGUCCUCCCGCCGCGUCUCCCGUCCUGUCCUCCCGCCCCGUCCCCCUGCCUCGUCCUCCCGCCCCGUCCCCCUGCCUCGUCCUCCCGCCCCGUCCUCCCGCCGCGUCCUCCCGUCCCGUCCUCCCGCCGCGUCCUCCCGCCCCGUCCUCCCGCGCCGUCCUCCCGCCCCGUCCUCCCGCCUCGUCCUCCCGCCCCGUCCUCCCGCCCCGUCCUCCCGCCCGUCCUCCCGCCCCGUCCUCCCGUCCCGUCCUCCCGCUCGGUCCUCCCGCCGCGUCCUCCCGCCCCGUCCUCCCGCCCCGUCCUCCCGCCCGUCCCCCCGCCUCGUCCCCCCGCCCCGUCCUCCUGCCGCGUCCUCCCGCCCGUCCUCCCGUCCCGUCCUCCCGUCCCGUCCUCCCGCUCGGUCCUCCCGCCCCGUCCUCCCGCCCCGUCCUCCCGCCCCGUCCUCCCGUCCCGUCCUCCCGCCCCGUCCUCCCGCCCCGUCCCCCUGCCUCGUCCUCCCGCCCCGUCCCCCUGCCUCGUCCUCCCGCCCCGUCCUCCCGUCUCGUCCUCCCGCUCGUCCUCCCGCCCCGUCCUCCCGCCGCGUCCUCCCGUCCCGUCCUCCCGCCGCGUCCCCCGUCCCUCCUCCCGCCCCGUCCCCCUGCCUCGUCCUCCCGCCCCGUCCUCCCGCCGCGUCCUCCCGCCCGUCCUCCCGCCCCGUCCUCCCGCCCGUCCUCCCGUCCCGUCCUCCCGCCCGUCCUCCCGCCCCGUCCCCCGCCCGUCCUCCCGCCCCGUCCCCCCGUCCCGUCCCCCGCGUCCCCGUCCCGUCCUCCCGCCCCGUCCUCCCGCCCGUCCUCCCGCCGCGUCCUCCCGCCCCGUCCUCCCGCCGCGUCCUCCCGCCCGUCCUCCCGCCCCGUCCUCCCGCCCCGUCCUCCCGCCCGUCCUCCCGCCCCGUCCUCCCGCCGCGUCCUCCCGUCCCGUCCUCCCGCUCGGCUCCGCCCUCCUCCCGCCCCGUCCUCCCGCCCGCCUCCGCCGUCCUCCCGCCGGUCCUCCCGCCCCGCUCUGCCAGGCUCCGCUCCCAGCCGCGGUUCGACACCACCCCCCCGCCCCCGCCGCCGGGGCCUCGACGCCACCCCCACCCCGCCGCGGGGCCUUGACACCAUCCUCCGACCCUUUUUAG